This is a messenger RNA of Salvia miltiorrhiza (redroot sage), 510 nucleotides long. RefSeq lists its product as uncharacterized. The transcript has a single exon. NCBI's taxonomy places the organism in Eukaryota, Viridiplantae, Streptophyta, Magnoliopsida, Lamiales, Lamiaceae. The record is from RefSeq and is a predicted model, not a curated record. The coding region runs from base 1 to 510 and encodes 169 amino acids.
AUGGGCGCGCGAAGUCAGGGCAGCCGGCAGCAGCCGCGCGGAGUGGCUGUGGUCGCGCGGCGAGGCGUCUGGACUCUGGGCGCGCAGGGGGGAGAUCGAGAGUCGGCGUCACUGCGUCUGCGCGUCAGGCGCAGGCUCGCAGCGGUGCUGGGCGUGGUCGGUCUGGUAGGCUGGGCGAUGGGGCGUCUGGACUCUGGGCGCGCAGGGGGGAGACCGGGAGUCGGCGUCACUGCGUCUGCGCGUCAGGCGCAGGCUCGCAGCGGUGCUGGGCGUGGUCGGUCCGGUAGGCGGGGCGGCGGGGCGUCUGGACUCUGGGCUCGCAGGGGGGAGACCGGGAGUCGGCAUCACCGCGUCAGGCGCAGGCUCGCAGGCCGCAGCGGUGCUGGGCGUGGUCGGUCCGGUAGGGGGGGCGGCGUGGCGGCGGGUGGUUUGAAUGGAGUGGAUGGGUGGGCGGCGGGGGAGGUUAGGGUUAGAUUGAAGAGUGACGAGUCUGAGUCAGACUUCAGUUAG